UGACAAACCCCUGGAGAAUGAUGCAGAGGGUGUGUGGAGCCCCGACAUCGAGCAGAGCUUCCAGGAGGCCCUGGCCAUCUACCCACCCUGUGGCCGCCGGAAGAUCAUCCUCUCUGAUGAGGGCAAGAUGAAGAAAUGAGUUGAUUGCACGAUACAUCAAACUUCGCACAGGGAAGACGCGGACCAGGAAGCAGGUAUCUAGUCACAUCCAGGUUCUAGCUCGACGGAAGGCCAGGGAGAUCCAGGUGAAGCUGAAGGUACGCUACGACCAGGUUGCCAAAGACAAGGCCCUGCAGAGUAUGGCCACCAUGUCCUCAGCCCAGAUCAUCUCACCUACGGCUUUCCAAAACAAGAUGGCUCUCCAGGGCCUGUCUAGGCCGGCUUAUCCCACUGCUGGUGGGUUUUGGCAUGGCGCACUUCCAGGACAGCCAGGAAGCCACGAAGACAUUAAGCCCUUCUCCCAGCAGAGUUACGCCAUGCAAGCGUCCGGCCCGACCCCUAUAACAGGUUAUGAAAGCACAGCAGGGCUGUCAAUGUCUCCCGGUGCCCCCCCUUGGCAGGGUAGAAGUAUUGCCAGCUCCAAGCUGCGAAUGCUGGAGUUCUCAGCCUUCCUGGAGCAACCUCAGGACCCAGAGAAUUUCAACAAGCACCUGUUUGUGCACAUCGGCCAGUCCAACCCGAGCUACAGCGACGCCUAUCUGGAGUCUGUGGAUGUCAGACAAAUCUAUGACAAAUUCCCAGAAAAGAAAGGAGGCCUGAGGGAGCUGUUUGACAAAGGGCCACACAACGCUUUCUUUCUCGUCAAGUUUUGGGCGGACCUUAGUGUGAACCUGCAGGAUGACAGCAGCUUCUUCUAUGGAGUUUCCAGUCAGUAUGAGAGCUCUGAGAACAUGAUUAUCACCUCAUCCACCAAAGUCUGCUCCUUUGGCAAGCAGGUGGUGGAGAAAGUGGAGACGGAGUAUGCACGUUUUGAGAAUGGGCGCUACGUGUUUCGAAUCCACCGUUCCCCGUUAUGUGAAUACAUGAUCAACUUCAUCCACAAGCUUAAACACCUGCCGGAAAAGUACAUGAUGAACAGUGUACUGGAGAACUUCACUAUCCUUCAGGUGGUGACUAACAGGGACACACUGGAAACCCUCCUGUGCAUAGCCUACGUAUUUGAGGUGUCCACCAGUGAGCAUGGCGCACAGCAUCAUAUUUACAGGCUAGUCAAAGACUGACACAGUUGGAACUUAUCUGCUUUCGACCCAUCGUAGCACCUCAGUAGGCAACACCACUAAACAAUGGACUACUUCCUCCGUAAGCUUAAAGCUGAAACCAUACAACCCGGUCAGAAGCCCAAAGAAACACUGGCUUUGUCAGCAUACCCAAGAACACUAUUACUGCUGAGGAAGAGGUGGAUUUGGGAUUGUGGAAGCUGGAACCGGCUUUGUCUGAAAAGUGGCAAGGAAAAAAAAGAAGAGGACCAUGAUAUGCAGUGGUCUCUAUACCAAAGGAGCCAAAACCUAGCUGACAAGACCUGCAUGAGAACGUUAUCAUUGGUGGUGUUUUUCAUCUCAUUUUACUAACGCUUGUUUUUGAUUUAGAUUCUUUUACACACAUGCAUGUGCAGGGAUGUUUGCUACAGAGGAGUUUGGCUGCCUCAGGGUGCCACCUAGUGACUUAAAUAUAAAUAACAAUGGGGGAAAAUAAUAAAAGCGGACUGAGAAUCCCUCCUUUGCACACCCAUAAAAUAUCACUGUUUUUUGUGCCAAUCGUUUGUGUUUUUUGAGUAAUUAUGUACAGUACAGUGCCACAUUCAUCUCCUCUAGAGUUAUGGAGAUAAGACGCUAAAAUGAUUUAAAAGAGCUAUUGUAUUCACUUUGUUUGAUGUUUGAUGUUUAAUGUUUAAUGUUAAAUGUUUCUUGUCUUGUCAUACUGUUAUGGAUUGAAAAUGAUCUGACUACAACAAAAGGCACAUAAUAACACUGCUAACUUGAACCAGAUUUAGAUCUGUAAGCUGAUUACAGAGGUCGACUGUAACUGUAACUUGCCCUGAAGUGUCAGAUGAAAAUACAAGUGUUUCAUACAUAA
This is a messenger RNA of Perca fluviatilis (European perch), 2073 nucleotides long. RefSeq names its product transcriptional enhancer factor TEF-3-like. Gene Ontology annotation, molecular function: RNA polymerase II cis-regulatory region sequence-specific DNA binding; DNA-binding transcription factor activity, RNA polymerase II-specific. The coding region runs from base 300 to 1220 and encodes 306 amino acids. The record is from RefSeq and is a predicted model, not a curated record. The transcript is spliced from 11 exons. Gene Ontology annotation, cellular component: transcription regulator complex. Gene Ontology annotation, biological process: embryonic organ development; regulation of transcription by RNA polymerase II; hippo signaling. NCBI's taxonomy places the organism in Eukaryota, Metazoa, Chordata, Actinopteri, Perciformes, Percidae.